AUGGCCGCCAACUACUGGUCCUCGACACAGAAAACCUCCUGGAGCUUCAGCAGGGACAAGCUUGCCAGCAUCCGUGAUGAGGUCGAGAAGCCACACGCACAACUCGUACAUCAGCACCCCUAUGCCGACCGGCGGUUGAUGUUCAUCUUCCUGCGGGACCGCCUGCUGCAACUAGCCAAACGGCUACCGUUCCGGCAACAGUGCGUGGCGACGGCCCUCGUCUACAUGCAUCGGUACUUUCUAUCGACACCGAUGCAGAACGUCAACCUAUAUCUCCUGACGGCCACCGCGUUCUACCUGGCCUCCAAAACGGAAGAAUCGCCUCACCACAUCCGCAUCGUGGCGUCCGAAGCGCGUCAGGCUUGGCCCGAGUUCGUGCCUGGCGAUGUGUCGAGAUUGGGCGAGAUGGAAUUCUGCUUGAUCUCAGAGAUGCGUUCCCAGCUCAUCGUGUGGCACCCCUACAGAACACUGAUCGACCUUAAAGACAACCAAGACCUGAAGCUCACCAGCGACGAACUGGGCUUGGCGUGGUGCAUCAUCAACGACAGCUACAUGACCGACCUCCCGCUUACCUGUGCACCACAUCUGAUAGCGGUGAUUGCCAUGUUUCUUGCUGUGGUCUUCUAUCCUUACACGAGAAGCAAUGCGGCCAGGCCCCCCGGCCAGGACUCGCUCAUGGGCGUGGACGGCAACUCAUUCUCGUCCAUGGGCGGAAGACCCGGCCUGGCUGGUGUCCUCGGAAGCGCGAUGCACGGACUCCCAAUGAACCCGCCUACGACGGCUGCAUCAGCGAACCAAAGCCAGACUAAUGGCGCUGGUCGUCCUGGAGCGAGCGAGCCUCCUCGACUCAUUACGCCCGACCGCGCGCAGACCAUGGCCGUCAUUCAGCAGUCGGAGAAAUUCACCAAUACGAUCAAAUUUCUUGUCGAAUCAGACAUUGAUCUGAAGCAAAUGAUCGAUGGCACUCAGGAGAUCAUCAGCUUGUAUCAAGUCUGGGAGGAAUUCAAUGAAAAGGCCAUCAAGGAGGCGGUGUCGAGAUGCCUGAAGUCAAACGCUAUCGACACCUAG
This is a messenger RNA of Cyphellophora europaea CBS 101466, 1068 nucleotides long. RefSeq lists its product as uncharacterized. NCBI's taxonomy places the organism in Eukaryota, Fungi, Ascomycota, Eurotiomycetes, Chaetothyriales, Cyphellophoraceae. Gene Ontology annotation, cellular component: nucleus; mediator complex. Gene Ontology annotation, molecular function: cyclin-dependent protein serine/threonine kinase regulator activity. The coding region runs from base 1 to 1068 and encodes 355 amino acids. The transcript has a single exon. Gene Ontology annotation, biological process: positive regulation of transcription by RNA polymerase II. The record is from RefSeq and is a predicted model, not a curated record.